CACAAGCGCUCGGCGGCCCGUCGCCUUACAUACGGCGGCCGAAACAAAAUAUCCCAGGAAACAGCGCGCGAGCCACCACCAAUCUUGUACCCGAGGACGCGCGGCGUGCGCCAUGGCCGCCGUCACCAGUAGCACCGCUUCCCUCUGCCCGGCCGCCGGCCUCCCUUCCUCCUCGUCACCGUCGUCGUCGUUCAGGCGCAAGUCCAGCAGCAGCAGCAACCACGGGAGGAGGCUGCAGACGGCAAUAGCAUGCCACUGCCGCCCUGCUCGGUCCACAACUCUACUUGAAGGAGGGGUGGGCCGGAGGGAGGCCGUGUUCGGCAUCCUCCUCUCCGCCGUGGCCGCGCCGGCGCUCGCUCCGGCGGGUGCCCCGGCGGACGAGGGCACCGAGUUGCAGGAGGGCUUCACCACGUACGAGGAUGAGGCCAACAAGUUCAGCAUUGCGGUUCCACAAGGAUGGCUGAUCGGCGCGGGCGAGUCCAGCGGCAUCAAGUCCGUCACGGCGUUCUACCCCGAGCAGGCCGCCGACUCCAACGUCAGCGUCGCCAUCACCGGGAUCGGGCCGGACUUCACCAGCCUCAAGUCCUUCGGCGACGUCGACGCCUUCGCCGAGGGCCUGGUGAACGGCCUGGACAGGAGCUGGCAGAGGCCGCCGGGGCUCGCCGCGAAGCUCAUCGAUUCCAAGGCUGCGAACGGUCUGUACUACGUGGAGUACACGCUGCAGAACCCCGGCGAGCGGCGGCGGCACAUCCUCUCGGCCAUCGGGAUGGCGUUCAACGGCUGGUACAACCGCCUCUACACCGUGACAGGCCAGUACAUCGACGACGAGGAGUCGGAGAAGUACAGGGCCCAGAUACAGAAGGCUGUUCGAUCGUUCAGGUUGACAUGAGAGGGCUUCGCUCUGUGUAGCAUUCAGAGGUAUGCAGAGAAGAGAUCAAGAGAAGGUGGAUGGAUUGAUGGAACCCAAGUUCAGUAACGAAACUCUUGUGCUUGUAAAUCGACCAACAUGUAUGCGGCGUUCCUUAGGAGAUGCGAUACUCAUUUCUCAAACACUGUAAAAAAUGAGUGAUCAUGUCUUUCAGAGGUGUAACAAGUAAAUCUUCUUUC
This is a messenger RNA of Panicum hallii, 1107 nucleotides long. Its product is annotated as psbP domain-containing protein 3, chloroplastic. Bases 113 to 889 code for a protein of 258 amino acids. Lineage: Eukaryota; Viridiplantae; Streptophyta; Magnoliopsida; Poales; Poaceae. Gene Ontology annotation, biological process: photosynthesis. Gene Ontology annotation, molecular function: calcium ion binding. The transcript is spliced from 8 exons. The record is from RefSeq and is a predicted model, not a curated record. Gene Ontology annotation, cellular component: photosystem II oxygen evolving complex; photosystem II; extrinsic component of membrane.